AGGAGGACAUUUUAAUAAAACGUUUCCGGAAUACAUGGGUUAAAAUUAAUCCUGUUAUAGUAUUGGAAGAUUAUUUCAUGAAGCAGUUUAUUGGAUACCAUGAUAAUGGUAUUUGUGGUUUAAUAAAUAAGUGUUCAAUCUUGAAGUUUGAGUGCAGUCUUUGUUUGCAUGUAUAUUGUGUUGGAUAUUUCUUUGUUGAAUUGAGCUAGAGCAAGAAGAAGUUUGAGAUAUUUAUGUUAAGUUUUAAGCAUGCGUGAGUCACGUGGUGUUUGGUUGUGUUUUCUUUUACCGUACCUUAACACAUGUUUAUACUGAUAUACAGCGUAUUAAAAUCUUUCAAAUAAAAUUCUGCUAAAAUAAAAACAUUCGGGGGAAAAGUCCCUUUAAGCAAUAUUAUGCCCACGCGCAUCAAGGACGAUUGUCCGCAAAUCCACUGUCGUUUCAAACACCACGUGAUGUAUCACAUGUUAUACGUCAUUGCGGAUGUGCGACUCAUUCUCUCUUAAACUGUGAUGGUGAAUCGUUAAUAGAAAAUGGCUUUCAAUAUUUAUCGGAGCGGAAUGAUUCAGUUACUAAUUCGAACGUGUGACAUUUAAUGUUAUAUUGAUCAACGUGUAUUACUUCUGACGUUGAUUACUUUUGAAAUCCGUUCAACAAACAAGAGCACAGGUAUUGAAAAUCAGCACAAUGAGGCAGGACCUGCAGCAGAAAAUAACUAAAAACUUGCGAGCAAUAAAAAAGGAUUUUGAUGCAAAAGAUCUUCUUGAUAUUUUUAUUGAGAAAAAUGUCUUCAAAUUCAGCGAUAAAGAUGAAAUCACGGGAUUCAAUCCCAAUACUCAAGAAAGUAGAAAUAAUUGCUUUAUUAAAAAACUGCUACAGAAAGACGAUUAUGCAUACGCUCUAUUCAUAGAUGCAUUGAAAGAAAAUGGGUCUCAACACUUAGCGGACCUGCUUGAAAAUACCAAUGUCGAUUCACAAAAUCCAGAGGCAGGUGUGCUUGAUGAGACAGCCACAGGAAAACAACACACACAAUCGGUCCCAGGAGGCGGCUGUAACACAAUAGGAGAGAAAACCAGUGGUGUUAAGACAAAUUAUAAUGGGGAUAACUAUUCGCAAGUCAAAGAAAUGCUAUUAGAUUUGAUGAUUAAACGUUACGAAAACACACUUAGUACCAUCAAAAUCGCGCCAUUGAAUGACGUUAUCCACGCUAGGGUAGAUGAUAUUUACAUGCCACCAAAAUUGCAGCUGAUGAAAAAAAACAAGGGGGCCUUCGAAAAAACUGAAAUACCAAUUACGAAAUACAGCAAAGUGUUUUUAAAGGAUAGUAAAUACAACCGAAACAUGUUCAUUCAAGGCGAGGCAGGGUCUGGCAAAUCCACGUUUCUCGCCAAAUUAGUUAGAGACUGGUGUAGUAAAAAUAUUAAAACAUCAGGUAAACAGAUCCAAACGGGCGAACAUAACACUGCCGAUGCUAAUGCUCGAUUGAGACCCUCUGAUUUCUUUGAAGAUGUAAAGACCCUGAAAGAGUACAAGUUCGUCUUCUAUGUCGCUUUAAGGGAUUCAGUUAAUGAGAUAAACAUUUUAGAGAUGCUUAAAAAACAAAUAAUUGACGAAAUUUACGGCGAUAAGGAUGGACGCGAAAAUGCAUACCGACUACUGAAUGAUAUCAUGAAAAAUGAACGCUGCUUGAUAUUACUGGAUGGUCUAGAUGAGUGGACCUGCAACGAAGAUCGCAGUCUACCGGUAUUGGCUGAAAUUUACAGUCAGUGUAAUCUGUUGAUUACAACUCGACCUUGGAAAAUGACAGCAGAACCGAUGAUACCUGAUGCGAAGAUUGACACGAUGCUUCAACUGGAAGGAGUUAACGAUCCUUUUGAGUUGUGCAGAAGACUGCUGGACCGUAUUGAUUAUUGUAAAGAUAGUAAUGAUUUGGACACAAAACAAUCUAAAUUUAAAGCGUACAUAUUAAAGAAUGACUUGAUGAAGUUUUUGAUUUCACCAAUGCUGUUGCAGUUGAUUGUGCAUUCGUGGGUUGAAGGGACUGAAAUGAACGGCUCCAUGUGUGAAAUAUACAGCCUCUUUCUAGAUAGUCUUCUUAAGAAGGCAAACAAGAAGAAAAGAAAAUUUCCAUCACCAUCCUUCCAGUGCUUCAAAGACACUGAACACAUACGGCCCAAUAGUGAAAACGUGAAUCGUCUUGCUGAAGCGGCAUUCCAUUUGUUGUUUUCAAAUACCAGAGACAGUUCACUAGUGUUUCGCGAUACAGAUUUGGAGCGAUUUGGGUUAGAUGAAGGAGAACGAAAGGAGUUCGCAUUAAAAUCCGGUAUUUUAACGGCAACACCAAAUCCGUCUGUAAAGCGAUCAUCUUCUUCAUUUUCCUUCUUCCACAAGAGCAUACAGGAAUUCCUCGCUGCUUAUUAUAUCGCCUACAAUACCCAUCUUAUUGAUGAAAUCAUUUCCGGAUAUCUCAACCGUUACAAGGAUGCAUAUAUGGACAUUUCACAGGUGUUUAUAUUCCUUUGUGGACUGGAAAUAUCGGCUGCGGAUAAGCUUUCUAGCAUGAUGAAUGAACGCGAUGUUGAUUCGUGUAAUUAUACGUUUCCAAACAUCAUACUGUCAGGAUACAGAGAAGCUGUAGCGAAUAAACAUGAUGACAGUAAACUCAAACUCAGUCACUUUACGUUCACCACACCUGUCACCGAAAUAGGGGACCUCCACAACAUCUGGACAAACAACACAGCUCAUGUUCUGUCCUUUCGUCUAUUCAUCGAGGGAGGAAGUCAGAGUUCCCCUGAAAAAGGCGAUUCUGCAACUCAUGAGUUUGAUCUGUCAUCGUGUAGCAAGCUGAAUAGAUUGGCCUUACAGGGGCAAGAAAUAUGGCUAAAAGAUUUUGCAUGUUCAACUAUAUCGGAACAUCCGGUCUGGAUUGUUCUAAACAGUGCAGACCCUCUACCAGUACUACCAUGCAUAAACUGUAUUAACUUGAUGAACGUAACAAUUUCCUCUCGAUGUCUACGCAGUCUGCUCAGCUCUCUGCUGACACUCGAUCAUAAGGUUACGUGUAGGCUGCGUAAUUGUAGCAUACCAUCGAGUGUACAGGGAUCAGAUUCAUAUACUGACGUAAGAUUGGAGUUUUUAAACAAUACAUUAGUUAUGACAAUUCUGAAAGACAGUCCCCUUCUGUGGGAUUCGCUUCAUAGUCUCAAUAUCAAGAGUCUCAGUCUUAGUGACUGUACGACAUAUGAUGAGCCGGUGAAAGAUGGGGAGCUGUUGUCGCAGUCACUAUCAUCGCUCACACAUCUGGAAACGCUUACAAUUCAAUUGCGUAAAUAUAUCUUCAUACAGCCACCUCAAUCAUUGAAGAAUUUGAGUAUGUACUUUAGAACAUUGCUUCCAUCUCAAUUACGUGAACUUAUGGACACACUGCGCGCAUGUACUCAGACAAUUGAGAGUAGGCUUGAAUUCGGCUGUGCGAUUUUAACUUGUGCCGAUGAUAAUGAUGAUGUUUCUGAUCGUGAUCAUGUGAUUAUCGUCAUUAAUCAUGGUAAGGAACGCAUAAAGCAAAUCGCACUGGAGGAGUACAUUCCCAUGGUACAGAAAUUGGAGACGCUGACGAAUGUUGCAGUGAAACGUUUCCGAGUAUUAGACCGGACAUGUCAACACAAAAGGCCGUCUUGUAAUGAUUCUUGCUGGUCUGUUCGUAGCAAUGGUGAUGUCGAUGACGAAAAUCAAGAUGGGGAUAUCGUCUUAGAUAAGCUAUAUACAGCGUUCCUUAUACUUCUGAAUGAUGAAAUCAUUCAUCGAAUAUCAAUGCGACUUCUUAUUACCCCAGCCUCGGCAUCAACAGUAAGCAAUCAAUACGGCUGCAACACAUGAUUAUACUAUGAACAGUUGUAUUUUUAAUGUCUGGAAACUUUUGUGCAAAUAAUAAUAUAUCUCACUUGGAUAGCAUAUAUUGAUCGUUAUAUUUUUAUAUAAUUUUUUUUUCUUGUAAAUGUUAUUGUAAACAGAUUGUAUUGAAUACGUGUCGUUUUACCAUGUUUAAUGUCUAUGCAAGAACCAUUCAGUGGAUGCAUUGUUUUUAGUUGGCGUUUAACCCAUUUAUGCCUUGCGUCUAGAAAAUAGUCCUUGCCGAACAGCGCAGACCCAGAUCAGACGCCGCAUAAUGCGGCGUCUCAUCAGGGUCUGCGCUAUUUGCUUAAAGGAAUUUCUGUCAGAAAUAUUCUAAAUAUAGAAAAAAAUAUACUAGACAUCCCUAAUUUUGGAAAUAAAUUGAUUAAAUUUCGAAGGAUGGGAGAGCCCACUAGGCUAAAAUGGGUUAACAGCGAGAAAUGUAUGUACACGUUUCGGACAUUCUCUAUAACUUU
Molecule: messenger RNA, 4367 nt
Organism: Dreissena polymorpha
Lineage: Eukaryota; Metazoa; Mollusca; Bivalvia; Myida; Dreissenidae
Exons: 5
Coding region: 688-3876 (1062 amino acids)
Biological process (GO): regulation of apoptotic process
Source: RefSeq, a predicted model, not a curated record